Molecule: messenger RNA, 3894 nt
Organism: Melanotaenia boesemani (Boeseman's rainbowfish)
Lineage: Eukaryota; Metazoa; Chordata; Actinopteri; Atheriniformes; Melanotaeniidae
Gene: slc6a15
Product: solute carrier family 6 member 15
Exons: 13
Coding region: 492-2708 (738 amino acids)
Biological process (GO): sodium ion transmembrane transport; L-leucine transport
Cellular component (GO): plasma membrane
Molecular function (GO): proline:sodium symporter activity
Source: RefSeq, a predicted model, not a curated record
CUGAAGCGGUACAGAAACCGGUCAGCAAGAAACCAGUGAUGAUGUCUUCCCCGUGCAUGUGCUCUCACAAUUUCAUUCCUUGAGACGCAUCAUUUAAGACAAGGACGACUGCUGUUGUGUACAGGAGGCUUGGAAACGUGAUAGUCGACCUGUGGCUGCGUCCCAGACACCGUCCACAACCAGGCCAAUGCUCCAAGGCCUUUAUUUUCUGAAAACAAUGACUAACAAAAAAAGAAGAGGGAUAAAAGAGAUUCCCUUCACUGAUGCUUCUGCCAGCCAUGUGAUUUCCAUAUAUUUGGUGAUAAUGAAGAAAUAAACCACUUUACAGUUACUCAACCUUUACAAACUGUCUGAAAACCCCAAACGGGCCCUGAAAUCCAAACCCCAAGUUCUUUUUAAAAGGUGACUUUUGGCAGCGCAGGCCCUGCUCUUCCCACCCCCGCCAGCCGAAACAUAGACAUUCCACCCCUCGCCCCCAUUUGCUUUAUCAAAUGCCCAAAAACAGCAAGGCCGUCAAGAGAGAGCUUGACGACGAUGUCACAGAGUCUGUCAAAGACCUGCUUUCCAACGAGGACGCCUGCGACGAUUCCUUCAAGAAGAGCUCGCUGAUUGUCAACAACCAUGAAGGGGAAGGGAAGGAGUGCGACGUGGAGGAAGGGGGCUCAGACGGUGAGGAGGAGGAGCGCCCGGCCUGGAACAGCAAGCUCCAAUACAUCCUGGCCCAGGUUGGCUUCUCUGUAGGCCUGGGCAACGUAUGGAGGUUCCCCUACCUGUGCCAGAAGAACGGAGGGGGAGCGUACCUGGUGCCCUAUCUGAUCCUGCUCAUAUUGAUCGGUAUCCCGCUCUUCUUCCUGGAGCUUGCAGUGGGUCAGCGAAUCCGCAGGGGCAGCAUUGGGGUGUGGAACUACAUCAGCCCUCGGCUGGGGGGCAUUGGCUUUGCCAGCUGUGUGGUGUGCUUCUUCGUGGCUCUCUACUACAAUGUCAUCAUCAGCUGGAGUCUCUUCUACUUUUCCCAGUCCUUCCAGCAACCUCUGCCAUGGCAUGAAUGUCCACUUGUCAAGAACAAGACCAGUACAUAUGUGGUGCCAGAGUGUGAGAAGAGCUCAGCCACCACCUAUUACUGGUACCGCGAGGCCCUGGACAUCUCCAGCAACAUUUCUGAGAGUGGAGGACUCAACUGGAAGAUGACCGUGUGCCUACUGGCUGCCUGGUCCAUGGUUUGCCUUGCCAUGAUCAAGGGAAUUCAGUCUUCUGGGAAGGUGAUGUACUUCAGCUCCUUGUUUCCGUACGUUGUGCUGAUUUGCUUCUUGGCUCGGGCUCUGCUCCUCAAGGGCUCCAUCGACGGGAUUCGACAUAUGUUCACACCCAAGCUGGAGAUCAUGUUGGAGGCCAAAGUGUGGCGAGAGGCAGCCACGCAGGUUUUUUUCGCGCUGGGUCUCGGCUUUGGCGGUGUCAUCGCCUUUUCCAGUUACAACAAACGUGACAACAACUGCCACUUUGAUGCUGUUUUGGUGUCGUUCAUCAACUUCUUCACCUCCGUGCUGGCCACCUUGGUGGUGUUUGCUGUGCUGGGCUUCAAAGCCAACAUCAUGAACAGCAAAUGCGUUGCUCUGAACACUAAUAAGAUUGUGUCAUUGUUGGGGAAUGGCAUUGAUCAAAACCUUAUUCCUCAUCACAUAAACCUGACACAAGCUAGUCAGGUCACUGCAGAUGACUACCAACAGAUGAUAGAUGUCAUCAAAAGGGUGAAAGAAGACGAGUAUGAUAAACUGGGGCUGGAUUCCUGCAGCAUUGAAGACGAGCUUAAUAAGGCAGUCCAAGGCACAGGUUUGGCCUUCAUUGCCUUCACAGAAGCCAUGACUCACUUCCCAGCCUCACCCUUCUGGUCCGUCAUGUUCUUCCUCAUGCUGGUCAACCUUGGCCUCGGCAGCAUGUUCGGCACCAUCGAGGGCAUCCUCACUCCGUUGAUCGACACUUUUAAAGUCCGCAAGGAGUUCCUUACAGUGGGAUGCUGUGUGUUGGCCUUCUCCAUUGGUCUGCUGUUUGUCCAGCGCUCAGGGAACUACUUUGUUACCAUGUUUGAUGACUACUCGGCCACCCUGCCUCUGCUCAUCAUCGUCGUGCUGGAGAAUGUGGCAAUAGCUUGGUUCUAUGGGAUUGAUAAAUUCUUUGAAGACCUAAAGGACAUGCUGGGAUUUACUCCGUACCGCUUCUACUAUUACAUGUGGAAGUACAUCACGCCCAUCCUGCUGCUGGUCCUCCUGUGCUCUAGCUUCAUCCAGUUGGCCAUGACGCCGCCCAGCUACAGUGCCUGGAUUCAGGAAGAGGCCUUAGAGAAGACGCUCAACUUCCCCCUGUGGGGCAUUGUGGUCUGCAUCUCCCUGGUGGUGAUGGCCAUCAUGCCUGUGCCAGUGGUCUUUGGCCUGCGCUACUUCAACAUCAUCGACGAGAACACUAGCGGCCUCUCCUCUGUGUCCUACAAGAAGGGUCGCAUCAUCAAGGAGAGCGCCCACCCAGACGAGGCCGAUGACGCCAGCCUGAUCCAGGGCAAGUCUCCAAGCGAGGCGCCCUCACCGAUGCCAGGCAACAAUAUCUAUCGAAAGCAGAGUGGCAGUGGAGGCACUGAUGCGAACACUGCGCCCAACGGCCGUUACGGCAUCGGUUACCUGAUGGCCGACAUGCCAGAUAUGCCCGAGUCGGACUUAUAGACUGUCUAACCAUAAGCCCCGCCGGUCAUGUCAGUUGGCCGUCUCUCCCCUCCACCGCUCUGCGUGUUUAGUCAUCAUCGUAUGUUUCUUUUGCACUGUAUAUUCUUUGUAGAUACUGUAGCUGCUGUUAUUUGUCGUCUCUGAACCUUAUAUGACUGUAAACCUUAGAAGAAAAAAAGUUGGCUAUGCCCUAGACUCAUGUCUACCUCCCUCCAGCCUUUGUCACCUCCUCCUUGGAGAUCCUGCAGGUGAGCGCGGUCCACCGAGCCUAUUUGAGCAAGAAUCUGCAAAGAGGGGUCUGCAAAGGAACAGGUCAUGGUGUCAUAUAGUCUUCUUGGGGCUGCGUCCGUCGGCCGUGUUAAUCAAAUCCUACUGUGUGAAAUGUUUGUGCACAUUAUGAUCCUUUACAUUAACUACAGCCCGUACAAAACGUAGAGCUAAGGCGGUUUUCCACACAGACCAAUGUGUGGCGCAGCGCCACAAAAUCAACUCCAAGCACCUCAGAUUACACCCCGCCCCUCCUUGAUGCUGUCUUAAUUGUAAAAUCUGGAUAUCUUAAGAAACUUCUUUAUUAGUGUUAUUGGUGACCUGCAACCACUCAAUGUGAAUCAACCCAUGCAUCAAUGAUACAUGCACACACACUAUCAGCUGAUUCGCCCGCUCCUCCUCUCCACGCACAAUGCACGAGGCCUAUCAAAAUAAAACCCAAAGCAGCGGAAAUAUACUGUGCUCAAACACACCUGCCCAAAAACUAUUGUAACUCAGAAAAGACAAUGUUAGCCUUAUGAGCUAAACGUUAUUAAUAGUGAACAUUAUGCAUGUUCUGAUUGGCUUUUCUUUCCCAGUGCCGUCUCUCUGCACGUGUUGAGAAGGAAACUAGAAGGAUGUUGACGUGAAAUGGUUGCCCGUUUUAAUUAGGCAGCCUAUUGUUUGCAUUUAUUUUAUAUUAUUUUCUUUAUUAGGUGAGGUUUGCAGGAGCCACAGCUGUGAAAUCUGCUGGUUAAAUUACAGCCAGAUGGAUCAGGUUCAGAUAUCUAAUGGCAGUGAAACAGCAAGCUGGAACAAGUAAACCAUUGAUUUACCUUUUAGGAGCCAUGAAUGUGGUGAAGAGAAAUUAUGAACAGAUUCUGAAAUACAAAUCAGAGCAGGACCUGGUGGUUCACAGGUAAUAGAUUUAAAUGCAGGG